This is a messenger RNA of Symbiodinium natans, 870 nucleotides long. The record is from the annotation of a GenBank genome assembly. NCBI's taxonomy places the organism in Eukaryota, Dinophyceae, Suessiales, Symbiodiniaceae.
AUGGCGGGUGUCGACAAGAAUUCGAGCAACCAGCGCGCUGCGGUGCACUUGUUCCCGCUGCAAGAGGCGCGCGGGGUGAAGAGCAGCGAGGUCCUGGAUGCGUUGCACCAGGCUCAGCGUCGACACCCCAUUCGCGAAGUCUGGGCUUCGUCGCUGAGGCUGCCCACGAAGCUCACCGAGUACAUCAGCGCAGUUUGUCAGGAGUUUUCUACACCUGUCCGCCAAGAGGCAGUUCUGCUACUGAAGCGGUACGUGAAGCAGUCCGCAGCGGCUGGCGUGAAGCCCCAGAAUCUGCAGGUGGUUGCCCUGACCUGCGCCAAUCUCGCAGCCAAGUACUGGCAACAACGAGGCAUCCCCGAGCAGCAAUUGCACUGGCUUUCCUGCAAUGCUUUCACGCGCCAGGAUUUCAUUGAUGCCGAGGUGGAUGUCCUCCGAGUGCUGGACUGCAACGUCCACUGGGACGGGGCGCUGCUGGCCGAGUGGGUGCCCCUGCUGCUCUUCCUAUGUGAGGAUCUGCUGCUGGAGGCUUCGGACAUGGCUGUCAUCAUGGCGGUGGCGUCGCACGUCAUCGACAUACUUGCAUUUCAGGAUGACCUCAUGUCCUCCUAUUGGCCUUCUGAGCUAGCUGCCGGCACAAUUCAGGCCACAAUCUUCUUGUGUACAAAGUCCUUCGAAGGGUUCACCUUCUGCCGUCGGGUGAAUCAUCUCUGCCGCAUUCAGGACUGUCAAAUCAGCGCCCUGUCCGAAAAGAUACUGACAGCGGCGAUUGGCAAGAAAGGGACGGAGCUGAUCCUCGAGGGCAGUGGCAGUUGUGAGCUUGAGCCUCUUCCGGCACUGCCACAUGGCGAGUCUGACUCGGAGAAGCUCUGA